Eublepharis macularius is the source of this 1869-nucleotide messenger RNA. It is a transcript of the gene ASCL2, whose product is annotated as achaete-scute family bHLH transcription factor 2. The coding region runs from base 262 to 984 and encodes 240 amino acids. The record is from RefSeq and is a predicted model, not a curated record. The transcript has 2 exons. Gene Ontology annotation, biological process: developmental process; regulation of transcription by RNA polymerase II. Gene Ontology annotation, molecular function: protein dimerization activity; RNA polymerase II transcription regulatory region sequence-specific DNA binding; DNA-binding transcription factor activity, RNA polymerase II-specific. NCBI's taxonomy places the organism in Eukaryota, Metazoa, Chordata, Lepidosauria, Squamata, Eublepharidae.
GCCGCGCGUGUUGAUAAGGGGCAGAGCGGCCGGGAGCCCGCCGCAGUAGUGCUUUGAGAGCGUGCAAAGGUGCUGGCCGCGAGCGAGCGACUCCAUCCAAAGCUUCCACGCGUAAGCUUCACACCGACAGCUGCACGUCGAACAAGCGGGGGAAGCAGCCCUCCACGGCAACUUGCUGCCGGCCGCUGCCUUUUGCCCUACGAACGUUGAGCGCAGCCCGCACCCCGCGGAGGCGAGAGAGAGCGGGGUCGAUGCCCCAAGAUGAACGGCGGGGCAACAGCCACGGCUGCGCCGCCGGCCGCCCGCGCCGCUUGUGCGAGUUAUCCGUUGCACGGCGGCAGCGGAGGCUCCUUUGGGCUUAAGCUGCAGGCGGGCCAGGAGCAGUGGGGCGCCGCUAAGGGCUGCUCCAUCCCGGCGGGGCCGCAACCGUCUUCCUCCGCGGCGCGCUGCAAAGGCUCCAAACGGCGCUCUAGCUCGCCGGAGCUGCUGCGCUGCAAGAGGCGCUUGGCCUUCCCCGGCCUGGCGGGCCCGGCGGGCGGCGGCGCGGCGGCCGUGGCGCGGCGCAACGAGCGCGAGAGGAACCGCGUCAAGCUGGUCAACCUGGGCUUCCAGACCCUGCGCCAGCACGUGCCCAACGGCGCCGCCGCCAAGAAGAUGAGCAAAGUGGAGACGCUGCGCUCGGCCGUGGAAUACAUCCGAGCCCUGCAGCAGCUGCUCGACGAGCACGACGCCGUCAGCGCCGCCUUCCAGGACGGGCUCCUGCCGCCCGGCCGCAUGCCCAGCGCCGGCGCCGCCUGCGCGGGCGGCGGCGGCAGCGGCAGCUCCUACUCCUCUGCCUCGCCCUCCUUUGACGGCCGCGAGGGCAGCUCGGUGCCCGGCUCGCCGCACUCGGCGUACUCCUCGGACGAGAGUGGCUACGAGGGGGCGCUCAGCCCCGAGGAGCAGGAGCUGCUCGAUUUCACCAGCUGGUUCGGGAGCUACUGACGCCCCCUCCCCGUUCCUGACCAGCAACACUGAAAGCAAUGGUGUAUGGCCUCAGUACCUCAUUGUCUCAGGUGCCUGUUGAGAUGCAGCAGAAGAGUAACAAGGACUCUUAAUUUAACAUGCUUCCUACUUUCCUCGAGCCUCAUUGCAUUUUGGAUGCAUUUGGAUGGUCAGAUCACUCCUAUAUGACUGUUUCAGUGUUCUUCCAAGGAGCAAAAGACUGAUGGUUCAUGAUCAUUCUAUCUCUCUAUCUCUUUUUAAAAAGUGCAAUUAUGUAAAUAGUUAUUAGGGACCACUAUUUUUACCUGCUGUUGUACAGCAGUUUAUGGUACCCUCUGACUCUUGAAUUACCAAUGAAAAAGACUUGUUUCUGAUGACAUGAACUGGACUUCCACUCUUAAUACCGUUUGAUGGGAAGGGGAGAGACAAUUUAAACUUGAUGCUUCCUUUUUCUAAAUGGGAAGGGGACUUUUGUAAUAUCAGAAGCAGACUUUAUAUACGUAACUUGAACUGCCUAUGGGAACACUGUUAAUAUGAAGACUUAUUUUUGUAUAAAUGUCUUUAGAAAUUGCAAGAGGAAGGGAAACAUUUGUAUAAGUCCAUCCCACCUUUGGCUUCUUAACUCUGCCAUCUAGGAUGUUUGAGAACUUACACAACUUAGAUAACAAGUUUCCUGACGUUUUCUACUAAAGGAGUAUAAAACUGUUUAUCUCAAAUAUGGUGUCCAAAUGAUUGUUUGUUUGGGUCUGGUGUGAAGGUUCAUUUAUUUGGGAAAAAACACCCUGAAGUUUUAUUUUUAAUGUAUUGAAGGUAUUUUUGUAUGCACUUGCUAGGAUUUAUCAAGAUGUAUAUAUGCAGUUUUUAAGAGUAUCCUAUUUUAUGUAA